CUCCUUGGCACACUCUAAGUUCCAGUGGGUAGGAUUUAGGCUUUUAUAUCUACGGAUGGAGCGGGUCCUCUUCUACUGAGUCAGUCAUGUUACAGCGUCACGUUUCUACCUUAGCCCAGAAUGGACGAUGGCCUUUGGAGGCCACCACAGGAGAGCCAUGGAAACGUUUCGCUCUGCCGUGUGACGGGAUGACGUGCUGGUUAGUGGAUUCCUGACUAUCCAAGGAGUCGUGACCCCCGCCCGCCCACACCAGUCCUGAUCCCUCAUUUAGUCUGAGUGAAGAGCAGAAAUAUGCGGUUUCAGCUUUCUGCCGUGAAUCACAGCAAAUGAUGAGAAACGAGCAGCAGUUAACAGAGUCACCUCUGACAUGUGUGAUGCUACACAGCGCUGCAGAGGAUGAUGUAUGUUGGGGACGAGGCGAUGCAGAGGAGGAGGUGAAGGAGAAGAGAGGAUGAUGUGACCCUGCGGAGAACAAAUGACCACCUCUCUGCCUCCCAAACACACGUGAAGCGGCGCAGCGGCGCGUCCACGUCCAGGCUCCUCCAGCCGGCAUGACUCUGUCCGGCGGCUCGGCGGAUACUUGUCAGCUCGUUUCACGCGGCCGCAUGGAGCCGGGGCUGUGGGAGUAGGACUUCAUCCAUGCGCUGUUCGGGGGAAUAGUCGGGGCAACGCGUUGUGGGGCGAACACGGGCUACACUUUGGAGAGAGAGCGAGAGCUACGAUGCGGGGCACUUUGGGCGCAUUCAUUCAGUCCUGUUUGAUUCUCCUGGUCCGGGCAGACCAGUGGAGGCUGAAGGACUCCGCCAACUGCGAGCUCCACAGGAAACAAACUGACCUAAACUCCUUCCUGUGGACGAUCAAACGAGACCCUCCAUCGUACUUCUAUGGUACGAUCCAUGUUCCCUACACGCGUGUUUGGGACUACAUCCCUGAAAACUCCAAGCAGGCCUUCCAGGAGAGCAACAUCGUCUACUUUGAGCUGGACCUGACGGACCCUUACACCAUCUCAGCCCUGACCAGCUGCCAGCUGCUUCCUCAGGGCGAGAACCUGCAGGACGUCCUGCCCAGGGACAUCUAUCGGAGACUUAAGAGACACCUCGAGUAUGUAAAGCUCAUGAUGCCCUCGUGGAUGACCCCGGAUCAGAGGGGGAAGGGACUCUACGCAGACUACCUCUUCAAUGCCAUCGCCGGGAACUGGGAGAGGAAGAGGCCCGUUUGGGUGAUGCUGAUGGUGAAUUCGCUAACAGAGGCAGAUAUCAAGACGCGAGGCGUGCCGGUGCUGGACCUGUACCUGGCCCAGGAGGCGGAGAGGAUGAGGAAGAGGACGGGGGCUGUGGAGAAGGUGGAGGAGCAGUGCCAUCCGCUCAACGGGCUCAACUUCUCCCAGGUGAUCUUUGCCCUGAACCAGACGUUAUUACAGCAGGAGUCUUUAAGGGCAGGAAGCCUACAGGUCCCCUACACCACCGAAGACCUCAUCAGGCACUACAACUGUGGUGAUCUCAACUCCAUCAUCUUCAAUCAUGACACCUCACAGGUGCCUAACUUCAAUAACGUGACGCUGCCACCCAGCGAGCAGGUGACCGCCCAGGAGAUAGACAGCUACUUUCGACAGGAGCUCAUCUACAAGAGGAACGAGAGGAUGGGGAAGAGGGUCAAGGCGCUGCUGGAGGAGCACCCUGACAAGAGCUUCUUCUUCGCCUUCGGAGCAGGUCACUUCCUCGGCAACAAUACGGUCAUUGACGUGCUGCGUCGCCAGGGGUACGAGGUGGAGCACACUCCCGCUGGGCAGCCCAUAAACAGGAGGCCUGCCUCACCAGAGUCAGAGGGGCACCACGAUGAGUCUCCCGUCCUGGAGCCUUUCCUCCACGAGCUCCCCCACAAAGAGGAAGACCAGGGGCGUCCCCUGGAGGAUGAUCUGUUACCCCACAUGCUCCUGCCGCCGGACAGCCUGGAGCUGCUGGAGAAGGCGGAGAGGAGGAUGCUGAAGAAAAAGAGGAGGAACAAGCAGAAGAAACAGCGGCACCGGCAUUUCAACGACCUGUGGGUUCGAAUCGAGGAGAGCACCAUGGUCCAGUCUCCCCCACCGCCACUCGUGCGCAUCAUCAAUGGUUACAUCACGGUGCAGCCGCCCGACAGAGUCCACAACCAGCACAGCCACCAUCACAAAUCCUCGGCAUCGACGACCUCAUCGUCUUCGCCAUAUUCACUUGUCUUCCUUUGCACUUUGCUUGCAGUGCGAACAUGGACUGCGUUCCUCUAGCCGAUAAACUUUCACAUAUUAUGGUGGUUUCAUGCAUCAGGGCAUAUAAAAGUGAGGUCUGAUCAUGCACCAUAAUGCCAUGACGAAGGUGACCAUAAGAGAAAAAAAGGGCACGGAGAAUGGACGUGAAAUCAGCCCGAGCGGUCAGGUAACAGUACACUCCACGGAUGUGAGGUCAGAUAUAGUUUGUGUCGUUGGGACUGAAUGGUAAAUCAUGUCAACAGAGCGUGUCUCUUUCAAAAUGUGGCCUUUAUGAGCAUGUAAGUUCAUAUAACAUCAGGUUUCCAGGAAGAUUUCAUAAGGUUCUCAUCAUAGCAGGAGGGAGUACACAGAACACAGAAGUAUUAUGGGAUGUCUCUCUGAUAUCACACUACAUGUCUAUUUCCUCGAGGAUUAGAGUGUUACAGUAGACACUCACCAUCCAACAUUCAAACCUCUGGGAAGCUCACUGAUGGGAGUUUUUAAAAAAUUUUUUUUUACCAAACAUCAUCAAAACUAAUGCUGAAUAUCAGAUUCCCGAGAGUGCGUGUGUGUGUGUCUGUGUGUGUGUGUUUGAAACAAACAAAGUCUAUCAGCUCUUAACCCCGCCCCCCGACCGUGCAGACAGAGGUGUUCUUCUUCAGACCUUAAUUUAUUCUUCCAUUUUAGAAGAAUUUGUUUAAUGUUGCAUCAAAGCCUACUGUGAGGGGGAAUUGUACAUAUUGUUUCUAAAUAUUAUAGAUGUAUUUUAGAAUUAUACAAAAAAAUGAAAAUUAUCAAAACUUUUGUUGUUGUUGUUUAUAUAAAUAUAUAAAUAGAUAUGCAGUAUAUUUUUGGAAAGAAAUUCAGGAACUAACCACCAUAGCCCAUCUCAUGUGUCUCACUGAAAGGACUCUUCUCUUUUUUUUUGGAAGGGACAUGUGAUUGUAAUUGUACUAUAUGUAUCAGUGUUAUCACUUGCUUUGCUGUAUGUGUCUGCUGAAAGGACUCAUGUUAUGUGUAUGUGUUUAUUUCACAUAGGAAUCAUGUGUUUAAUUUAUUUAACUGCUAUAGUUUUGCUGUAGUUCAUAUGAAACAUUCCCAAGUGUUUGCUUUUGUAUUUUUUACAGCCACUAUGAUGUCCAGCUGUGUUAUUUCAAAUGUUUUCAAGUAUGAUUUUUAAAAUGUAUAUGAUGGUAAUAAUAAGUCAGUCUUAUCCACAGAUACACCACAUACAGCAUAGUGCUUUAGGUCUGUCACAUUUCACUUAUGGCAUGAGAUGAUUGUAAUAGUAUUACCAUGACAACAAUAAAAUAUUUAUCUAGA
Molecule: messenger RNA, 3544 nt
Organism: Acanthopagrus latus (yellowfin seabream)
Lineage: Eukaryota; Metazoa; Chordata; Actinopteri; Spariformes; Sparidae
Gene: trabd2a
Product: TraB domain containing 2A
Exons: 10
Coding region: 722-2260 (512 amino acids)
Biological process (GO): negative regulation of Wnt signaling pathway
Cellular component (GO): membrane
Molecular function (GO): metalloendopeptidase activity
Source: RefSeq, a predicted model, not a curated record